CUGCUAUCGACUGGUGUAUUGGCGCAACAACCAUCGUCGUCGACAUCUAUCUCUCCUAGCUCGGCUAGCACAUCAAAAGUGACCAUCACUCCUACGGCAUCCGAAACCUCGCCUACUUCGACCGGAACUGAGAGUGUCCCCCCAUUGACGAUUGGGAACACAGAUGCAGCGACGGGACCACCUACACUCCUAACCGGUCUUCCAACUCUCACCAAAAUUGGCAUCCCGGAUUAUCCCGCGCCGACCGUUCCUCCUACACAAAAUGCGCCCUUCAUGAAGCACUCGUCGCUCCCCGACGGCACCGUCUUCAUCUGCGUCGGCGCCAUCCUCGGCGCCUUUGGUCUGGCUAUUGUCAUCUGGCGAACCGUCAUCGCCUGUCUCCUCCACCGUUCCGUCGAGCGCGCUGCUAUGGCCCAGAACCUCGGCGACGACAAGGGCUUCCCGUCCCCGCCCAAGUUCUAUAAGUAUUCAGAUCUCAACUCGAACCCCUCGCUCGUCGGCGGUAGCAACACCGGCCUCGCCAGCAACCGCAAGUCGCGCGGCCCGGCGCCCGCCGCCGGUACCCCCAGCCAGAGCCAGCUGUUCUUCUCGCCGACUGCGCAACCGGGAGACCGCAACAGCACCAUGGCCAACAACCGCCACUCGACCUUCCUCCCCUCCGGAUUCUACGCUUCUUCGGCCGCUGCUCCUAUGGGUCACAAUCACGGUAACUCGAUCAGCAUGUCGAACCUCCGCCCCAUGUCAAGACGGCCUAGUGGUGGUAGCAUGAUGGGACAGACGCCGCCCGAGUCGCCGAAUGUUGGACCGGUAAUGGGUACGACGACGAGGACAUCACCGCCCAGAGGUUUUAGCAGUAGCUCGGUCAACCAGUUGAACAGGCCAGAGAGUGGGCGCGCACCGAGCGCGUUCUUGGAUGAUUUGCUGGGCGAUAACCCGCAGGCGUUCCCUCCUCCGGGGGGA
This is a messenger RNA of Neurospora tetrasperma FGSC 2508, 960 nucleotides long. RefSeq lists its product as uncharacterized. The record is from RefSeq and is a predicted model, not a curated record. Gene Ontology annotation, cellular component: fungal-type vacuole. The annotation marks the transcript as partial. The transcript has a single exon. Lineage: Eukaryota; Fungi; Ascomycota; Sordariomycetes; Sordariales; Sordariaceae.